AUGGUAUCUGGCGAAUACACAGUGUUGGGGUCAUGGUCAGCCGCACCAUGGGUAUCACGGACUAUCGCCGUACUGCAUUUGAUAGGAAUGAGCAUAGCAUGGGUGAUGGCCGAUGUGAUGAAAUACAAUGAUACACCCGAGGUGCUUGCUGUGUGGAGUAUCAAUUCGGGCAACAUAGGGUGUCUAUUUUUAGCACCGUGGAUGUCAUGGGACGCUGGAGGCCAGCAUGAGGUAUCCCUUUUCCUGUCCCUGCUUGCUUCCAUCACUAUCCUCAACCGUCUGCCUCAAUUUGAACGGCGAUAUGGUUCGGGGACUUGCUUGACAUUGACAAUAGCGUGUUUGAUGGCAAUUAAUGGUAUAUUCAUUGGAGUGAUGGAAGCAGCAUGCCUCUCUAGUGGCCUCUCCUAUGACCCUUACUUUGGCUGUAACCAAUACCUAUGGGGUUUGUGGCCUCUGGCCAUGUUCAUAGUAACCAGGCAGUGUUUAGAUCAUCCAAGGGGCAAGGUUGAUUUCUGGGGAGCAUGGCAGAUUCCUAACAUAUGGUAUCCUCUCUGCUUGAUAUUACUCUUGUCUGCUGCCCAGAUGCGAGUCGUAUGGGAUUGUCUCUGCGGAGUUUCACUUGCCCUCAUAUUGCGUUUGGUGAUCAAACUGGCCUCAACACGGAUGUGUGGAGGUGUCUGUAGAUACUGCAUGCUUCGAUGCUGCCCAUCAUGGUAUCGUUAUCUUUCGAGACGACAUGGGAAGAGGGCUGAGGAUGAACAUGCUAGAGAUACUCUGGACGAGAUCGUUUACUCGGUGUAGCUAUCGUCGAUGACCAUAACUGGAGACCUAGAAGCCUCGUCCGUGUGCAUGCCACGGCUGGCUUGAGAUAGUUGAGAGUCAUUUUAAUCUCG
This is a messenger RNA of Perkinsus marinus ATCC 50983, 893 nucleotides long. RefSeq lists its product as hypothetical. The record is from RefSeq and is a predicted model, not a curated record. Lineage: Eukaryota; Perkinsozoa; Perkinsida; Perkinsidae. The transcript is spliced from 9 exons. The coding region runs from base 1 to 801 and encodes 266 amino acids.